AUGCAACUGUGCAAUAACAUAUGGAAUAUAUUAUUAUUCAUUGGCUUUUUCGUUUUUAUAAUAUUUAUUUUAUUAUUAUUUGACAGUAAACUGAAAUCUUCAUUGAUAUUCAAUAAUAAAAUACAAUCUUCAUUACCUCGUCGUUUUCUUGCAAUUGGUGAUUCAUUAACUGCUGGUUAUAGUGAUCGUGGUUUAUCUUUUCAUUCAUAUUCGAUUAAUUUAACAAAUUUAUUUUCAUCUGUUCAUAUUCCAAUAAUUGUUGAUCAACAAGGUGUAACUGGUGAACAUGUUGUUCCAACAAUGAUGAAAAGACUUGAAAGAAUUUUAUCAAAUAAAACUAAAUCAUAUUAUGAUUGGAUAAUUAUAUUAGGUGGAACUAAUGAUUUAGCUUAUAAUAAAAACGCUGAUAAAAUUUUUAAUGAAGGUUUAAAACUAAUGUAUAAUAUGGUUCUUCAAAAUACAAGAUUAGCUGUUAUGACUGUUAUAGAAAAUGGUCAUUAUUUACCAGAACAUAAACAAGAUAAAGAAAGACGAACAUUAAAUACAAUGAUUAGAAAUUUUACUGAGAACUAUGAAGAUAAAAAAAGAAUUUGUCUUAUUGAUCUUGAUAAAAAGAUUCCAUAUCAUAGUAUGAAAGAUAUUAAUCAAAGAAAAGCUAUUUGGGAUGAUCCUAUUCAUUUGAAAGCUACUGGUUAUGAUCAAAUGGCAAAAUUUAUUUUUGAAAAACUUUAUAAAAAAAUAAAGCAAUAA
This is a messenger RNA of Adineta steineri, 750 nucleotides long. The record is from the annotation of a GenBank genome assembly. Lineage: Eukaryota; Metazoa; Rotifera; Eurotatoria; Adinetida; Adinetidae.